AUGCAAAAUUUGACGCUGAUUGAAAUAGAAAAGCUGCUUCAAGAAAAUAAAAGGACACUAAAAGAUUUCAAACCAAUCCCUUAUCGAGAUGGAUAUGUUCUGCAACAAUUAGGUAAUAGAUUGAUAUAUGAUGAACGCAAUUAUGACAUUGCAAAAACAAAGACAGAAUUCACAAAUCUCUUUAGUGGACUUACAGUUAUGCUAUUGAAGAAUCACCCUUUUGUGAAAGACCUUAGUGAUCACCUUAACCCAGAUGAACAAAGAGCUAUGUAUCAAAAAAUUAUGGGAGCAGUCGACUCACAGAAUGGUGCAGUCUUCUUCCUACAUGGUUACGGUGGGACCGGUAAGACAUACAUGUGGAGAACACUGGCGGCAGCAUUAAGGUCCAAACAUGAUAUAUGUCUAACAGUCGCAACCAGUGGUAUAGCGUCAUUAUUGUUGCCAGGAGGUCGAACUGCGCAUUCAAAAUUUAAGAUACCAGUGCCAACACUAGAUAAUUCUACUUGCAAAAUUGAGUACAAUGAUGAUGUGGGAGACCUUCUUAGACAAACUAAACAAAUUAUUUGGGAUGAGGCUCCAAUGGCACACAAGCAUACUUUUGAAGCACUUGACAGAACUCUCAGAGAUGUAAUGUCUACAUACAGUAACUCAAAGGAGAUGUUUGGUGGAAAAGUUGUUGUUUUUGGAGGUGAUUUCAGACAGAUUUUACUUGUUGUCCCUCGAGGAAGCCGUUCAGAUAUUGUACAUUCUGCCAUAAAUGCGUCUUACAUAUGGAAUUCUGUUCAAGUGUUAACAUUAACCAAAAACAUGCGCCUGCAAUCCGGUCCGACAGAAAAUGAUAAAAAUGAAAUUUAA
Vicia villosa (hairy vetch) is the source of this 855-nucleotide messenger RNA. RefSeq lists its product as uncharacterized. The transcript is spliced from 2 exons. Gene Ontology annotation, molecular function: DNA helicase activity. The coding region runs from base 1 to 855 and encodes 284 amino acids. The record is from RefSeq and is a predicted model, not a curated record. Gene Ontology annotation, biological process: DNA repair; telomere maintenance. Lineage: Eukaryota; Viridiplantae; Streptophyta; Magnoliopsida; Fabales; Fabaceae.